UAUAGCGGCGAACUAGGCAGGCCAACUUGCAGAGUGCAGCUCAGACUCGAGACAGCGGCUGCUUCCCACUGGCGGUCUUCCGGAGAGCAUCGCGCUCCGAUGUGCGCUGCUGCUGUGCCCGCUGGAUGUUGAGAUCGCGCCGCGCGCCCCGCCAGGAGCCACCAUGUCCAACCCGACCCACGACCCGUUCUACUCGUCUCCGUUCGGACCCUUCUACAGGAGACACGCGCCCUACAUGGUCCAGCCCGAGUACCGGAUCUACGAGAUGAACAAGCGGCUGCAGACGCGCACAGAGGAAAGCGACAGUUUGUGGUGGGACGCCUUUGCUACAGAGUUCUUCGAGGAGGACGCCACCCUCACGCUCUCCUUCUGCCUCGAGGAUGGACCAAAGAGAUACACAAUCGGCCGGACGUUGAUCCCCCGUUAUUUCAGCACGGUGUUCGAGGGGGGGGUCAGCGAGCUCCACUACAUCCUCAAGCACUCCAAGGAGUCCUUCCACAACUCCUGCAUCACCCUGGACUGCGAUCAGUGCACCAUGGUCACCCAGCACGGGAAGCCAAUGUUUACCAAGGUAACGCCUGACCCCCGAGCCCCCCCAGAGAAGGAGAACAUCAAAUCAUGCACAACGAGACGCAGGAUUAACGAACAGAACCGAACCAACACUGUUAAUGCCUCAUCGGGUCAAAAGCUACAGCAGAAUCUAAAAAAUAGUAUUAUGUUAGCACAUCGUAAGGCAUUCAGUAAUUUGACCUUCUUGCUUUUUUUUCCAGCAUUUUCUCAUCUUUUGUCAACCUCAUCAAGUCUGAGCUUUAAAGUCAGAUCUUACAACGGAAAAUGGGAGAAGCGCAAAGGCCCCGAAACGCUCUCUACGUGUCUCCGCCCACUCCAGGACGUGAUGGUGGUCGGCGAGCCGACCCUGAUGGGCGGCGAGUUCGGGGACGAGGACGAGCGCCUGAUCACCCGUCUGGAGAACACGCAGUACGACGCCACCAACGGCCUGGACGACGAGGACGACUUCAACGGCUCCCCGGCGCUCGGCAACAGCGCCCCCUGGAGCAGCAAGCCGCCCGGCGGCCAGGACAGCAAGGCCGAGAGCACGGCGCCCCAGCCCUCGCAGUGAAACAUCAGAUUACGAAAAAAGAUCCCCUUGCCCCACCCCCAUCCCCAGCCCCCCCCCCCCCACCCCCCCAUGACCCCCUGAGGGCAGUGCAUCUACGCCUCACAACAUUGUACUGAAUCAGAAUCUGCAAAACUAACCACCGGCAAUUUCUUGCCAAAUGCAUUCUGGGUAUUUUUUUCCCCUCCUCCGGAUCAUCUGGGAGAACAAUGGGGAGCACCAGAGACCACAGCUGCAUACGGCGCGACUUCCUUUUGUUCUCCCUCGGACGCGAACCCGUCGUCCUGUGGAAUACUGCAGCUGACCGAAGACGCAAGAAAAGACUAAGAAGGAAAACAACAAACAAAAUAACGAGCUCAGCUGCGUUUUUUUUUUUUUUUUGUUCUCAACAGCCAAUGGAAGAGUCCAACCGCAUUGAUGACGAAUGAAUCGGUUUUAUUGGGAACUCAUUUGGCCGUUGUUUUUUCUUCUGCUGUUCCUGUUUAUUUCCAUUUCCAGCUAAGAGGAAAUAAAAGUCCUCUACCGAUAUGGACUCGUUUCCAAACGAGGGAAAACCGUGUCCCGGGAUUGUUUUUUCCACAUUAGUGCGGCCGUCACAGAUUGUGAUUUCAUGCAAACCAGUUUGAUUGUGUUCGUGGUCUAUUGGUAUUUUGCUUCUCUCAGAAUCCUUUGCAGUCACGUUGUAAUUCUGCGCCGAUCAGUAUGUGAACUUUGCCGACACGCAUUGAUGCAUUAAUGUUGAUUUUUAUUUUUCAUUUUUUUGCCCCCUCUUUGGAAAUUGGACUUCUCUCCCUUUAACGACCUACUCCCAAACUGAUACUAAAGCCUUUUCCUGCAUGAUUUCAUAGGAUUUUUACUUGGUUUGAUAUAUGUACUUGUAAAGAAAAUAAAACAUCGCUCUGAUUAUCCUUUUGGGUUCAUCAGUUUGGGAACACUGUUACAAGGUUUGUAGCUCUGUAAAUAGAGGUGGAAUCUAUUUUGUCCACUGUAAAUCAGCCACUGAAACCAGUUUGAAUAUGGCAGCUGUUCUGUUUUGUACAGGAGGUUCAGGUUUCUGUCGGGUGGUUCGGAUGGACUCUGGUUUUCUGACCUCUUUAGCUAGUGCGGAACCAAAGCCACCAAGUUAACACUUACAAAAUCAUAUUUCUUGAAUAUUGGGUGACAUGAGACGAGAACAAUUUCACGCACAGAUUAUAUCCCAUCCAUCCCACAGAAACAGUUGGACAUUCUAUUAUUUGUGCGACUAUUUUAUCUUGAAUUGAUGAUAUAUCCCUGAUCUCUUUUGUCUGACUUUUGUUUGAACAUUUUCGAGAAGACAGCAACAUCUGUCUUUAUACAAUUGGAUCUAUUGGGUAUUUAUUUUGUGCAUUUGUAAGGAAGCUAACACAUUUCUAAAUACGUUUGAGCCUAGUAUUAUUAGACACCAUUUGUACAUUAUAAAGCAGAGGUGUUCAGUGUCAUAUCUGAUGUCUGGUAUGUAUGCUUUACCAUUAUGUGUGCCAAUAAAACGUAAUUACAAAAGA
Pungitius pungitius (ninespine stickleback) is the source of this 2640-nucleotide messenger RNA. It is a transcript of the gene ldb2a, whose product is annotated as LIM domain binding 2a. The coding region runs from base 164 to 1120 and encodes 318 amino acids. Gene Ontology annotation, cellular component: nucleus; transcription regulator complex. Lineage: Eukaryota; Metazoa; Chordata; Actinopteri; Perciformes; Gasterosteidae. The transcript has 6 exons. The record is from RefSeq and is a predicted model, not a curated record. Gene Ontology annotation, molecular function: LIM domain binding. Gene Ontology annotation, biological process: positive regulation of transcription by RNA polymerase II; nervous system development; negative regulation of transcription by RNA polymerase II.